GUGUGUGUCGAUCUGGCAACAUUGCUGGAAACUGUCAGAUCAUCUAACUCUAACCUAACCGCCAUUUGGCGUUUGUUUUGGUUUAUAGCUGCAAAGCAAAAACUGAAAAAUGAAUACAAAUAAUAAUUAUUCUGUAAGUUUUUUUGCUUCAGAUCACUUUGCUGUACAUACUUAUACGCCAUAGAUUCAUGACCACAAAUGGUGAGACAGUGAGAGCAAAAUGAUGCUGGAGUUGUACAAAGUUUGUGGCGAAAAGGUUGGAUGUUUAGAGAUAAAAAACCUGAAAAUUUUAUGGGAAAGGAUUGCAGACGAACUGAGGAAGAACAAGGUUAAUGUAACGCCGAAAAAUUGUCUAAAUCGUUUGACAGUAUUACAACGGAACUACAAGAAAUUUAUUGAUAACCAGAAUCAAACAGGCAGAGGGCGUAUACAUUUUGCGUAUGCACAAGAAAUGGACGAGAUAUUUGACAAAAAGAAAAACAUCCAUCCAGAGCUACUUCUAUCUACAGAUGCAAUUAAUGAAGCACCUUUGGACAUGGAGCCACCAGAAGUUACCAUAUCUGAAGGGAGCGAAUGUAAAAUAGGUAAAGAAAACAAGAACACUAAGAAAUUAAUAAUGAAAAAAAAGCAUACAGCAUUAGAAAAGCUGCGAUUAGAUAGAAAGGAGUACUAUAUAGAAAAACUAGGAGUGGAAAAAGAAAUCCUUUCAGAAAUAAAAAAGAGGAAUGCAUUGCUAGCAGAGAGGAAUGCUCUGUUGCAUGAACAAAAUUGUAUUCUAAAAGAAAAACAAUGCCAUCAUAAUACUUAAGUGUAGUGUCCAAAAAAUUAUACAUAGAUUCAUUUUUUUCAUAUUAUGUUUGUUAUUGUUUCCUAUUAUUUUAUUUAUCUUUCCAAAGUAUUACAAUAUAUCUCAUAAAGCUUGUAAAUACUACCUAUUAGUGAUAACACAAUGUAUUAUUUUUCACACUAAAC
This is a messenger RNA of Acanthoscelides obtectus, 972 nucleotides long. Lineage: Eukaryota; Metazoa; Arthropoda; Insecta; Coleoptera; Chrysomelidae. The record is from the annotation of a GenBank genome assembly.